Hemibagrus wyckioides is the source of this 4667-nucleotide messenger RNA. RefSeq names its product tripartite motif containing 46a (gene trim46a). NCBI's taxonomy places the organism in Eukaryota, Metazoa, Chordata, Actinopteri, Siluriformes, Bagridae. The record is from RefSeq and is a predicted model, not a curated record. Gene Ontology annotation, molecular function: protein binding; zinc ion binding. The transcript has 12 exons. The coding region runs from base 355 to 3111 and encodes 918 amino acids.
UGCUCUACAGUGAGUGAACUCGUUUCAUCAUCGCAGACGUCUGUUUUAGAUGUUUUUAGAUCUCUCCCUCUGUCAUUUCUCUCUCUUUCUCUCUCUCUCUCUCAUUUUACAGAGGGAUCAUUAAGGCCAUCUAAAUUGAAAUCCAUCAUAAAAAUGGAAAGAGUGAAAUGGGACAGCGCGAUUGGUGAAUUAGUUUAUUAUUAUAUGUAACAGGCUGUGUUUUAUGUGUGUCAUGGCAGCUCCAGGUUAAGGCCAGCACCGUGUCUGUGCUUCACUCCUGAUGCUCGACUGAUCGUGUGUAGCAUUAAACCCUCAGAUGGAAUAAAUUUUCUGCACCUUGGCUCAUUUUCAAUCAUGGCAGACGCGGAACUGCAGACUUUUACCUCUAUAAUGGACGCGCUCGUGCGCAUCAGCUCCAAUAUGAAGAGUAUGGAGAGGGAGCUCCGCUGUCCUGUGUGUGAGGAGAUGGUGAAGCAGCCGAUUGUGUUGCCGUGCCUACACAGUGUGUGUGUGUUGUGUGCUGCGGAGGUGUUGGUGCAGAGAGGUUACCCUCCCCCUGAACUCCCACCAGAGCCCAACACACCCACAUCAAGCCCCAGCACUCGCUCACCACGACAUGCUCGCCGACCACCACCCAAAACUGACCGUCUCGAGCGUGUGCUCAAAACAGUAUGUGGCACAUAUCCAGGCCGGAGACGGAAAGACACAAUUCUGCUGAACAUGCUGUUUCCUUGUCCCACCUGUCGGCGGGAUGUGGAGUUGGGAGAGCGAGGCCUUGCUGACUGCCUACGCAAUCUCACACUGGAGCGGAUCAUUGAAAGGUACAGACAAACAGUGAGUCUAGGCAGUAUGGCAGUGAUGUGUCAGUUCUGCAAGCCCCCCCAAGCACUGGAGGCCACUAAAGGCUGUGCUGACUGCCGGGCCAAUUUCUGUAACGAGUGUUUUAAGUUGUACCACCCCUGGGGUACGCCUCGUGCUCAACAUGAGCACGUUCUGCCCACACACAGUUUCAGACCCAAGGUGCUGGUGUGUGUUGAGCAUGAGCAGGAGCGGAUGCAGUUUUACUGCCGCUCAUGUCAGCGUCUAUUGUGCGCGCUCUGUAAGCUGCGUCGUGUUCACAACGGGCACAAGGUCAUGCCCAUAGCACACGCCUACCAGACUCUUAAGGAUAAAAUUACUAAGCAGAUGAACUACAUUCUGGGCCAUCAAGAGAGAGUGCAGGCCCAAAUCACUCAAGUGGAGAGUGCCAUCGCUCAGACAGAGGUGAACAGUGCUGUUGCUAAAGAGCAGCUGAAUCAGUGUGUGAACAACAUGCGUGAAGAGAUGGCUGAACGGCAGAGUGCUCUGCUCAAAACCCUGGAGGAGACUCGUGCUCAAAGAUCGGAAGCUCUAAACACGCAGCUUUCAGAGAAGCAGAGUCUGCUGGACAAUGCAGGACUGGUCAUGUACACACAGGAACUGCUGAAAGAAAACGAUCAGCCGUGCUUCGUGCAGGCCGCCAGAGUCACCCAUAACCGGUUGGUUACAGCCAUCGAGCACCUGCAGCGUUUCUCACUCUCUGCUGAUCCCUCGUUCCGUCGUUUCCAUGUGGACAUCUCCCGAGAGCUCAAGCUACUCAGCAGCAUGAAUUUCAUACAAGCUCCACUGGCUCCUGUAAUAGACACCCAAAAGACACUGGCCUAUGAUCAGCUGUAUCUGUGCUGGCGCCUCCCGCAGGACUCGGCUCCUGCCUGGCACUACUCCGUGGAGUUUCAGAGAAAAGACGGCAGAGAUGGACCUUUGUGGGGCGGGGUCAGAUCAGAAGGCUCUGGAGGUCCCAACAGUCCAUGGCAGCGCAUGGACGAGGUGGGUGGGACUAGUGCUGUGAUUGACAGACUGGAGAUGGACAGCGUGUAUGUGCUGAGAGUGAGGGGCUGCAACAAGGCGGGUUUUGGGGAGUACAGUGAGGAAGUGUAUCUACACACACCACCUGCACAAGAUUUUGUUCAAUUCCUCCAUUCCUCUCUCUCUCUCUCUAUACACCCUCUCACAUUUGCCAUUUUCCAUUUAUCCUUAUGUUUGAUUUAUCUUCUCUUUGUUUCUAUCUGCUUUUCCUCUUCUCUUGCUCUGACUUGUAUUCCUGUUAGAUCUGGAAUAUAUCAGCUGCUUGACUGUCUCCAAAUCCUAGAUAUGUACAAUUUUCCUACUUUCCUCUUUAUCCUCCUCCUUGUUUCCUCUUGUACUUCCUUUACCUUUCUACUUGCCCUUCCUCCAUUUUAUUUCUGUCCUCUUUGUGUUUGCCGUCCCUUUUCUCUGUUUGUAUACGAUCCCGACCACUCCGUUCCCUACUACUCCCCUGGCUCUCUCUCUAUCUAUCUCUCUCUCUCUCUCUCUCUCUCGCUCUCUCUCUCUCUUUCUUUCUGUCUCUCAGUGCUGUCAUUUUGUCUGGACUCUCGCUGGGGGCUCCAUGCUGAGCGAGUGGCACUGGGUAAGGGGCAGACGUAUGCCCGUAGCGUGCCUGGUUUGACUUUGCUCCAGGCCGCCGACCGUGCCCUCACUUCCUUUCAUCUGACCACUGACCUCCUGGUGGCGGACGUGUCAAUCACACAGGGUCGUCACUACUGGGCAUGUUCAGUGGAGCCUGGUUCCUACUUAGUCAAGGUUGGUGUUGGUCUAGAAACAAAGCUUCAAGAAUGGUUUCACUUACCACAGGACAUGGCAAGUCCCCGAUAUGAUCCUGACAGUGGGCAUGACAGUGGAGCAGAGGAUGCUCAGGACUGUCCGCCUCCAUUCUGCUUCCUCACCAUGGGCAUGGGGAAGAUCCUAAUGCCCAAAUCUGGGGCAUCUAAUGGCAUGUCUGGCCCCCUCACAGCCCCCCUACCCCCACGCCUCGGCGUGUGCCUGGACUUUGAUAAAGGACAUGUUACUUUCUACGAUGCUCACUCUCUGAGAGUGCUGUGGGACGGGAUUGUCGAUUGCUCCGCCCCUGUUUGCCCGGCUUUUUGCUUCAUUGGUGGUGGGGCGCUACAGCUGCAGGAGAUGAUAGCUAAUCGCAGCAUGGAGCAAGCCCCGCCCAGGAGGGUCACCAUUCAGUCCCAUGCUACAAAUCUGACUGAAAAAAUGAAGCCAUAAACAGUUCUACAGGAAACUCUUAACUGUCAAGCACCUUUAAAUGUCACCCUUUUUUCAGUUUAUUUUGGUUUCACAGGCAGGGCUUUAUAUUAAGAUUUACUCCUGCAUUAUGCUUAGAAACUGCAGCAUGCAGAUGAUCAUGAUUUUAUGAUGCAACCCUUUAUGCUGAAAAUAAAGUAUGUCCAGUUUGGUGCAUGAACAGUAUAACUCAGCUAUAGGCAUAAAGGACGAAUGAUGCAUUUCUAUUGAAGGGAAUGAUGAUUUAUAAGCUAUUUUUUACACGUUUAGCCUGUGAAGCACCAUGUUAAUAAUUUGUACAGGCAUCGAGUAAUACCGGGUUGUGUUUGCUUUUUAUAGGAUUGUACUCUAUAGUUGCCACAUUUGGGUCUCAUUUGUUUAGAUCAAGUUUUGGUGUCAUAGUUAUGAGAGUCCCGUGCCUCUGUUUAAUGUGUUAACACAGUAAGAUCACUGCGUAACAGUCAAAAACGCUGACUCAGUUUGCCAGCGUCCAGUCACAGCAGUCCAAACCAGAUGAAUCAAACUUCCAUCCAUGUUUGUAGAAUGUGUGCGUUUUAGCUGUAACAUUAAUGUCAAAAUGCUAUGAUGCUAUGGUGUUAGUCAUUAUGGCAAUUUCUAAAAAUCACGUCCCUCAGAUGACUGUAUUUUUAAGCAUACGUGGCCUAAGUGUUCCAUUUCACAACAAAGCUCUGUACUGUGAUCUGCCAGCAGACGUGAUGACACGAAAACGUACGAUUUGAACAAUGUAACAUAUCACAAUAUACAGUUACAAUAUUACAGUUAUAACAGUGUGUCACAAUGUCAUGUCUCAGAUAAAUAUACAGUAUACAUAGUAGAAUACAAUUAACAACUGAAUAUGUAUGAUUAUUAUUGACACUGAUUUAAGCAAAGCAUGUUAAAAAAAAAGACUUAAAAUGCAGACGUAUUUUUUAAAACAGCAGAAAACCGUGUCUAUGUAUAAAUAUCCAAAAUGAUCCGUAUCAGAUCCAUGAUUCUGCUGAUGAAAAUAGCCUAAAAUGAAUAAUUAAACAUAAUGCUGGUGUGUAAUGCUCAGGCCUUUAAACUACUGGAAAAACAGAUGGGGUUUUUUGUUGUUAUACUACAGCAUUCUGAUCUGAUCAAUUUUUUUGUUUUACAGCGGCUCUGUUCAAGUUGCAACAUUUCCAUUAUAUUCUAAUACAUUUCUAUAGUAACAGUGUUUCUAUAGUAGCAGCUCACUCAGAGGGACGUGUAUGGCAUUUGUUUCAAAAAGCGUGUCGUUGUUGAUAUUUGAUGUGAGUUUGCAUUUUUGGAAGGAGUCUCCAGUGUCACUUUGUAACAGAGGUACAGCUGUAACUUAUUUUUGCCCCUGAUACAGGAAAAUCUUCAGGAUGGAGCGCUUUGUAGUUUCUCUGUGACAUUACAAGCUGCAUUUCUUUUUAUUUUUUUUUAUUAACUUCACAUGAGAAGAGACUCUGGUGAUGGAAUGACUGUUUUUAGCUGCUAUAGCAGGUUUGCAGACAUUAAACAACAUUAAAUGGAACUAUAAAUGAAUCAAA